AUGAUUGCUAUGGUACUAGAAAUUUUGGAUUGGAUUCGUCAUUAUGAUGUUCACGGAAGAUUGAAGUACAAAUUCUACUUUACAUUUCUUUACGACUAUGGUGACAAUUCUAAUAAAACAGACGAUGAAAAGCGGGAAAUAAUCAAGCAGAUUCGUGAAGUUUCUCAUUCGAAGUGGAAAAAAAUUUUGCAAAGUUACUUGAUUUCUUCGUCUACUGUAGCUGAGGGUGAAAGUUUGGAUGAUGCCAUUAAUGUCGUGUCUGGAGCUUUAGUCGACUUUUUCGCGGAUCUAGAUGUUACUCCAACAGACCUCGCAUUAGGUCUUACACUUUUACGAUGGCAAUCUCUUCAAUGGAUUGGUGGUCACAGUCGUGUACCCGCUGAAAAUGUUCUCCAACAAACCGAUCCAGUCACCACUGAUAUUGCUGCUCCGCUUGACCUCGAUGUAAGCAAUCCAAUUGAAAAGCUGGAAAAGAAUUGGUUGCAUAUUUCCUAUUUGAGGAGAUAUUCCCAUUUGGUGAAUGCAUCCUAUGGGUGGACUUGGUAUGUGACUGAGAACCCAUGUGACUGUACAGCAUUCGGCCGACUCUUCAGACAUCUCUCUUGCAGGUACGCGAUUCUCAUAUUGGGCUAUUUGACCUCAAAAACUUAUUGUCUAUCUACUCGUCUAACUGAUAUGAAUGGGCUUGCAUCAUGCCUUGCCAGUUUGCCUUGGAAGUGA
Messenger RNA from Rodentolepis nana, 720 nucleotides. Lineage: Eukaryota; Metazoa; Platyhelminthes; Cestoda; Cyclophyllidea; Hymenolepididae. The record is from the annotation of a GenBank genome assembly.